AUGACUACAGACAAAAAUCUGAAAGAAAUCCUUCUAGAUAUACUGGACAAUCUCUCAGGGGAAAAGGAAGGAGAUCUUGAAAGAUUUAAAUUCAGCUUAGAAAAUGCUGACUAUGAAAAAAAAGCACCAAUCCCCAAAGGUCGGCUGCAGGAAGCUGACACUCGGAUGAAACUUGUAGACCUCUUGUGUGAAUACUACAAGGAACAUGAUUCAGUGAAUGUAGCUAUAUCGGUCCUUGAAAGGAUCAAUCUCAGAGAUUCUGCUGAUAAACUCAAGGAGGCAAGAAAGAAAGCUUUGGGUCCUCAGCAAACACCUGAAACAUCAGCAAAUGCUUACAGGAUGAAGUAUAGAGAACAUAUAAAAAACAAAUACAGCGCAAUAAAAGACAUGAACGCUCGUCUUGGUGAGAACGUUAAGCUAAACAGCAGAUACACAAAACUGAUCAUUGUAAAUGAACAUCGUCACAGAAAGCAGAGAGAACAUGAAAUAAUGGCCUUGGGACGGAGACAUGCAGAAAUCAUGGCUGAGCGCGCUAGUCCUAUCACCAUAGCCAAUUUAUUUGACUCUGAUAAAGAUGGACAGUCACCACAAAUUGUCGUGCUGCAGGGAGCUGCAGGGAUUGGAAAAACACUGACAGCAAGAAAGAUCAUGUUGGACUGGGCAAAUGAAGAACUGUAUCAGAGCAGGUUUGAUUAUCUUUUCUACAUAAAUUGCAGGGAAAUAAACUUGGUCAGUGAGCAGGGAAGUGUUGAAGAUUUGAUUUUAAAGAAUUGUCCUGAUCAAAAUGCACCAACUAAAGAGAUUCUGAUGAAUCCAGAAAAACUCCUAUUCAUAAUCGAUGGUUUUGAUGAACUGAGAUUUUCCUUUAAUCAACCAACAGGUAAUCUGUGCUCUGAUCCCUGUAAGAAGCAGCCAGUGGAAAUCAUACUGAGCAGUUUAUUCGGAAAAGAAGUGCUUCACAAAUCGUACUUAAUAAUUACUACAAGACCAACUGCCCUGGAGAAACUUGGCCAGCGUUUGAAAGAUGAACAUUGUGCAUAUGCAGAGAUCUUGGGAUUUUCUGAAAAUGAGAGAAAAGAAUAUUUCUACAAGUUCUUUGGGAAUGAAGAACAAGCAAGAAAAGCCUUUAACUUUGUAAAAGACAAUGAAAUGCUGUUCACCAUGUGCUUUGUCCCCAUUGUGUGUUGGAUCAUCUGUACAGUUCUGAAACAGCAGAUGGAAGCAGGUGAAGAUCUUGCACAAACUUCCGAUACAAUCACUGGUGUCUACAUGCUCUAUCUCUUCAGUUUAUUAGAGGGUCACAGCAGCAAUUCAGAGAAACAACAGGUACAAGGUAACUUGAAGGGACUUUGCUCUUUGGCUGCAGAUGGACUCUGGAGGCAGAAAAUACUGUUUGAAGAAGAAGAUGUCAAGAAACACGGCUUAGAUAAACCUGAUUCCCUCUUUCUGAAUGAGAACAUGUUUCAAAAAGGCAUUGUCUGUGAACGUGUUUACAGCUUCAUUCACUUGAGUUUUCAAGAGUUUUUUGCAGCUUUGUUUUAUGUGUUGGAGAAAGAAGAAACAGCAAAAAAAUCAGAAACCGCUAUACAACCUGUGGAACAAUUGUUUGAAAAGUGUGGAAAAUCUAGGAAUUAUUUAAUGUUAACAGUGCAAUUCCUGUUUGGUCUCUUAAAUAAAAAGAGAAUGGAGAACAUGGAGAAAAAUCUUAGCUGCAAAUUUUCAUCCAAAAUUAAAAAUAAUUUACUAAUGUGGGUUAAAGAAAAACCCUUUUUGUCAUUGUUCAACUAUGAUAAAUUGCUUUCUGAUAAGGAGGAGAUGAUUUUCUAUCUGGAUUAUUUUUACUGUUUGUAUGAAAUUCAAGAAACCAAAUUUGUGCAGAGUGCAAUGAAUCAUUUCACGGAGCUAAAAUUUACUCAUCAUACCUUUACCAAAAUGGAUCAAAUCGUUCUUCAGUUCUGUAUAAAGAAUUGCUGUAAACUGGAGUCCGUUCACAUAGAGAAGUGUAGGUUUCUAACUGAAGACCCGAAUGAAGAUUCCCCAGGGCCACUUCGGUGGGACUUAGGAUUGGAGUGGUGUCAUCUCUCAGACGCUGGCUGCGGGGGUCUCGCCGCUAUUCUCAGAACCACCCAGAGCUUGACAGAGCUGAAACUGCCUGAUAAUAAACUGGGAGAUGCUGGAGUGCGGCUGCUGUGUGAGGGACUGAAACACCCGAACUGCAAACUGCAGACACUGGACUUGUGGAAAUGUCGUCUCACAGGCGCUUGCUGUGGGGAUCUCGGCGCUGUUCUCAGAACCAGUCAGAGCCUGACAGAGCUCAACCUGGGUGGUAAUAAACUGGGAGAUGCCGGAGUGCGGCGGCUGUGCGAGGGACUGAAACACCCGAACUGCAAACUGCAGAGACUGCUAAUGUGGAGCUGCGAUGUCACAGACGCUUGCUGUGGGGAUCUCGCCGCUGUUUUCAGAACCAGCCAGAGCCUGACAGAGCUGGACUUGGGUGCUCAUUAUUCUCUGGGAGAUGCUGGAGUGCGGCGGCUGUGCGAGGGACUGAAACACCCGAACUGCAAACUGGAGAGGCUGAAAUUGUGGAGUUGUCAUCUCACAGAUGCUAGCUACGGGGAUCUCGCCACUGUUCUCAGCACCAGCCAGAGCCUGACAGAGCUGAACUUGAGUCAUAAUAAACUGGUUUCAGUCUCUAAGGUGCCACAAGUUCUUUUUGAUAACAAACUGGGCGAUGCCAGAGUGCAGCUGCUAUGUGAGGGACUGAAACACCCAAACUGCAAACUACAGAAAUUGGAGUUGUGGGACUGUGGUCUCACAGACACUGGCUUCGGGGAUCUCGCUGCUGUUCUCAGAACCAACCAGAGCCUGACAGUGCUCAACCUGGGUGGUAAUAAGCUGGGCGAUGCCGGAGUGCGGCGUCUGUGCGAGGGACUGAAACACCCAAACGGCAAACUGCAGAAAUUGGACUUGAAGGGGUGCAGUGUCACAGCCACAGGCUGCGGGGAUCUCGCCCCUGUUCUCAGAACCAGCCAGAGCCUGACAGAGCUGAAGCUGCGUGGUAAUAAUCUGGGAGAUGCUGGAGUGCGGCUGCUGUGUAAGGGGCUGAAAUACCCAAACUGCAAACUGCAGAUACUGGACUUGCGGUACUGCGGUGUCACAGCCACUGGCUGUGGGGAUCUCGCCCCUGUUCUCAGAACCAGCCAGAGCCUGACAGAGCUGAAGCUGCGUGGUAAUAAUCUGGGAGAUGCUGGAGUGCGGCUGCUGUGUAAGGGGCUGAAAUACCCGAACUGCAAACUGCAGAGACUGUACUUGGGGUACUGCGGUGUCACAGCCGCUGGCUGUGGGGAUCUUGCUCCUGUUCUCAGAACCAGACAGAGCCUGACAGAGCUGAACCUGUGGGGUAAACUGGGAGAUGCCGGAGUGCGGCUGCUGUGUAAGGGGCUAAAACAUCCAAACUGCAAACUACAGAAACUACACUUGACGAAAGGGUAUUUAAGUGAAGAAAUCCAGGCAGAGCUGGAUGCUGUGAAAGACACAAAACCUGACCUGGUCAUAGAGUUACUGGACUGGUGA
Molecule: messenger RNA, 3573 nt
Organism: Emys orbicularis (European pond turtle)
Lineage: Eukaryota; Metazoa; Chordata; Testudines; Emydidae
Product: NACHT, LRR and PYD domains-containing protein 3-like
Exons: 13
Coding region: 1-3573 (1190 amino acids)
Cellular component (GO): cytoplasm
Molecular function (GO): protein binding
Source: RefSeq, a predicted model, not a curated record